This is a messenger RNA of Endocarpon pusillum Z07020, 363 nucleotides long. RefSeq lists its product as uncharacterized. The record is from RefSeq and is a predicted model, not a curated record. The transcript has a single exon. NCBI's taxonomy places the organism in Eukaryota, Fungi, Ascomycota, Eurotiomycetes, Verrucariales, Verrucariaceae. Bases 1 to 363 code for a protein of 120 amino acids.
AUGGCCGUGCUACUUCCUCACCGUCCGUAUAUCACACCAUCUGACGCUCUUCGUUCGACUCACCUUCGGAACACUCCCCUUCACCUUCCGACUGGCAGUACUGCCCCUCACCCGCCGAGUCCCAUUGCAGAUCUCCUCCUCCUUAGCCUUGGUCUCUGCCCUCUUCUUAGCCUCCUCGGCCUCGUCAGCAUCCUCUCUUCUCUUUUCGGCCCGAGCCACGCUCUCGCAUUUGACGCAAUUCCAGUCUCGCCGAACCCAACACUCAUGCGUACGACAGUACCACAUAUGGCCCUUCUUCGCACAGGAAUUCUUGAAGAUGCCGUUCUCGCAUAUGGGACAGUGGUGGGACGUUGGCAUAUUUAA